Closterium sp. NIES-65 is the source of this 3567-nucleotide messenger RNA. The record is from the annotation of a GenBank genome assembly. NCBI's taxonomy places the organism in Eukaryota, Viridiplantae, Streptophyta, Zygnematophyceae, Desmidiales, Closteriaceae.
AUGAGCAUGCGCCCCGCGCGCUCCGGUGCCCACGUGCCGGCCCUCCUGCGCGCCGUGGGCAGGGCGUGUUGGAACCACUCGCCGCUUCCCGCGUCGGCAGCCGCAUCCCAGCGCCUCGUCCCAGACCAUUCCGGUUCCGCCCCUCGCCGUCCACCCUCUCACCCGCUCGCCUCUCGCCCGUUUCUGUCCCUUCCUCCGCCCGCCCCUCUACUGCUGCCCGCCUCACUCCGCCAACCCCCUGCCCGCCACCUGUGCACCGAGGGGCCUGCGGUCGGCAAGGCGCGCGAGCAGACAGCGGGGCCAGAAGCACCAGCGGCUGAGGCUGAGGGGGGAAUGGCGCAGGGUGCGGGGCAGGAGGCGGAGGGCAGAGUUGGCGGCGAGGGGAGUGCGCAGGAGGAGGAGUGGCGGCGGCAGGCGGAGGAGGCGCGGGAGCGGCUGCUGCGCGCGUACGCGGACAUGGAGAACCUGCGCCAGCGCGCCCAGAGAGACGUCGACGCCGCCAGGCUCUUCGCCGUGCAGGUGCCACCCGUGCAGGGGUUUGCCAAGGGGCUGGCGGACGUGGCAGACAAUCUCUCUCGGGCCGCCGCCUCUGCCUCCCUGCCGCCGCACCCCGCCUCCCCCGACAGUGGGCAGGGCAAGGGCGGGGAGGGUGGGGGUGGGCGCGACCCGGAGGCGCUGCUGAAGUCGCUGUUGGAUGGGGUGGAGAUGACGGAGAAGCAGCUCAUGCAGGUGUUUCGGCAGCAUGGCAUGGAGCGCCACGACCCCAUGGGGCAGCGCUUUGACCCCAACCUGCACAACGCCGUGUUUGAACUCGAAGACCCCACCAAGGAGCCAGGCACCAUCGCCCACGUGCUCAAGGUGGGCUACACUCUUCACGGCCGUGUGGUGCGCCCAGCCGAUGUGGGCGUGGUCAAGGGCACCGGCGCGGGGAUGGUGGCGAAGAGAACUCGACAGCUGGUUAUUGUGAGACGCGCGGCUGCUGCCGCCCCUGUUGCCCCCCUCCACCCGCUCCUGCUCGGACCGCUCUCGCCCGCCUUCAUCUGCGCGCGCUGCGUGCCGCUGCCGCCUCGCCCUGCUCGUCCAUCCGUCCCCCUCUCUCCUUCUCUCCGUGCCCUCACUCUCUCGUGCAAGGCCGUUGCUCGCCUUUUCGUGCCAUGCACCCUCAUCACAUGCCGUGUUGCCACAUGGUGCCACGUGGCAGGGCGUAUUGGCGGGCUGCAUCAUCACCGCUAUCCUCUAUCUCUUCGCCGUGCUCCAGGUGCGUCGAGCAACAUGUGGGGCAGGAGCGCAGGAGGCCAUCAGUGGAUGUGGACGCGCGCCUCCGCGCCAUUGAAGGUCGCCCACCCAUCGCCUUCCACCCAUCCCCUUCCACCCAUCGCCUUCCACCCAUCCCCUUCCACCCAUCCCCUUCCACCCAUCGCCUUCCACCCAUCGCCUUCCACCCAUCCCCUUCCACCCAUCCCCUUCCACCCAUCCCCUUCCACCCAUCCCCUUCCACCCAUCCCCUUCCACCCAUCCCCUUCCACCCAUCGCCUUCCACCCAUCGCCUUCCACCCAUCCCCUUCCACCCAUCCCCUUCCACCCAUCCCCUUCCACCCAUCCCCUUCCACCCAUCCCCUUCCACCCAUCCCCUUCCACCCAUCCCCUUCCACCCAUCCCCUUCCACCCAUGCCACUCACUCCCAUGCCGCUCACUCCCAUGCCGCUCACUCCCAUGCCGCUCACUCCCAUGCCGCUCACUCCCAUGCCGCUCACUCCCAUGCCGCUCACUCCCAUGCCGCUCACUCCCAUGCUGCUCACUCCCAUGUCGCUCACUCCCAUGUCGCUCACUCAUGUCGCUCGCUCCGAUAUGCCUCCAUCCGCAUUGCUGCCACCGCUUGCAUCCGUCAUCUUCACCCUCCCUCCCACUCUCCCCAUCGCUCUCUCCAUCAUCUCGCUCUCCGCCCAUCCCUUAACCCCUUGCCUGCGCCCCCCUGCCUGCCACCCUGCCUGUGCCCGCCUGCCUGCGCCCCUGGGUGGGAGAGCAGAGCAAGUGGCGCGGAUGGCAGCGGCGGACGUGGUGGGGGUGGUGAGGGAGGAGGUGGGGCGCGUGGGCGGGCAGGUGGAGGCGGUGCAGGCGCUGCAGCGAGCCAGCGCGCAGGCUGGGGGGGACAGGGGGGCGGCGCUGGAGGCGCGUGCGAGGGAGGCGGAGGAGAGGGCGGCGCAGCUGAACGACACGGUGGGGCGCCUGCAGGCUGCUCUCAGGCAGCACAGCGCCACCAUCGCUGCUCUGCAGGCAGCGGAGCAGGCAGCAGGGGCGGCAGGGAAGGAAGGGGGGAGGCCACUGGGAAGGACGGUGGUGGAGGAGGACCACCCGGGGCGAUGGAGGCAGCACACCUUCCACCGCACCGGCGCCUAUGGCUUCAUCCAGUACAGUGCGUACCGUAUGUCAGCGGCGCGCAUAGCGGUGGUGGGGAUGGGCGUGCUGGGGCUGCGCAGCAAGCGGCGCGUGGAGGGGUGCUGGUGGCACCGCCUGGACGGGCACACGGUGAUCGCGGGCAAGCUCACACAGAUGGUCAUGGAGGAGCACCACAACUACCUCUACGAGCUGGUGGUGCUGCAGUGCGCGCUGGAGGAGGAGGUGGCGGAGACGGGCGGGCAUCUGCGCAUCUUCCUCGACCGCCAAGUGCUCUUCCCCUUCCGUGAAGACACCAAGGAGAAGAUAGACAACGGCACGGGCCCCAUGCCGUACCACUUUGCGUACUGCGGCCCCCCCAUGCACGCGGAGAUGGAGCAGCGCAGCGUGCAGCAGUUCAUCGCCUACCACCGCUACGCUGCCGGCUACGACCACUUGCAGCUGUACGACGCCACCGCCGUCACGCCCGCCCUCACAGCAGCGCUGCAACCGCUCAUGGACGACGGGCUGCUGACCAUCGCUGACUUCCGCCAGGCGUACCAGUUUGACUCGUGGUACUUCUCCCAGGCGGUGGCGAUGCACGACUGCAUGUACGGCAUGCGGCAGAGGGCGGACUGGAUAGCCUUCCACGACCUCGACGAGUACCUCGCGCUGCCCCCCCCCGCCUCCGUGCCCGCGCUGCUGCAGCGCUACGCCGCACUGCCGUACAUGACACUGGGCAUGUACGUGUUCAGCGCGCACCUGUGUGAGGAGGGCCCCGCGGACGUGUGGAGCGACGAGGAGAAGCGCUUUGCGGUGGAGCGCAUGGUGCAGCGGCGGUCGGUGCCGUACUGCCUGCGUGCCGAGGACGACCCCAAGCUCUGUAUCGACUACUACGGCCAUCGCAAGAUGUUCCUCAACCCCCGCAAGGUGGAGGCGGUGUACGUGCAUCUGGUGGACAAGCCGGCCACGGGCGGGGUGGACCUGAGUGUGGACGACAUGUACUUCGCCCACCUGCGCUCGCUCAACGGCAAGGGACUGGCGUGCCGCCCGCCCACAGACAAGGAGAACGACCUGCCGCCCGCAGAGCUGGAGAAGUGCACCACUGUGGCUGACACCGCUGCCCGCGCCCGGGAGUGCGCCCAGGAGGGCUUCUCCAACCAGUUCCUGUGCAAGCCCAGAGCCACGCGCUAG